This is a messenger RNA of Trichoplax adhaerens, 1418 nucleotides long. RefSeq lists its product as uncharacterized. Lineage: Eukaryota; Metazoa; Placozoa; Uniplacotomia; Trichoplacea; Trichoplacidae. Gene Ontology annotation, molecular function: protein binding. Gene Ontology annotation, biological process: signal transduction. The record is from RefSeq and is a predicted model, not a curated record. The transcript has 4 exons. The annotation marks the transcript as partial.
CAGCCAAGAAGUAUAACGGCAAAAUCGUAAAAGAUAUUGGAGCGCAUUGGAAAACUUUGGCAAGAGAAUUUGGAAUUGAUCAAGGCGACAUCGACAAAAUUAUAGUUAACAAUAAUGGAUCAGUUGACGAUCAAUGUGCGCAAAUGUUGAGUAUUAAUAAGCGUAGAAAAGGUCGGAGUUACACAAAGAAAGCAUUAGUUGAAACACUCUUUAAAAGCGGGCUGCGCUCUGUAGCUGAAGAUCAUCGUAUGUGUAAAGUUAUUUCUACACGUAAAAAUUCAAAAAGGAAAUCCAAUGCUGUAAAAGAAGAUGGAAAAAGAAAAAAGAAUCCAGCGAAAUGUCAUUUAUUUCCAGGAAUGCAUCCAGCCAAAGCUGGCUAUCCAAAGGUAUCGAAUAACUGUCAAGUUAAUCAAGAUCAUGAUUUAACCUUGCCUGAAGUACCUGGAUUAAAAUUUCAUCUUCCAGCUCAGUGUAUAACAACUGAGGCCACCCUAACCAUGACUGUAUACUAUGCAGAUCCACCUUAUAAUCAAGGUUUACCAAUUCAGAAAGAUUCUGAUGGUAACCACUUUAUCCAGUUAUCGCCAAUCGUUCGCCUCGAGCCGGAUGGGUAUCAAUUUACCCCUAAUAGCACAAGGAAAGCUUUACUUCAAGUCCCCGUUCCAUAUAUCAACCAGAUAGUUUCACUUGAGAAAAACAACAACUUUAAUAUCCCAAUAAAGAUCAUUUGUCGAAGCUACGGAUGUGAGAAGUGGGAACAGCAAGAUAUAGAGUAUGAAUAUAGCCGCGAUAAAAAUGGAUAUUAUUGCCUUACUUUUGCAGUAAGCCAUUUCUCUGACUAUGCCGUCAUUUCCCGCGUCAAAUCUUCCUUUUAUUCAGCCUGCAAGUAUAUCUUUCCAUCUUGGCAGCAACGAAUUAAAACGUUAGCUUUCCUAUCCGAAAUAGACACAAGUGAUGAUACUGUCCAUAUGAAAUUAAUCUUAGCUAAAAAAGAUGAAGAUGAAACUGCUAUCUUGUCAGAUUUUCAUCAGGAAGUUAUUAGGAUACGUUUAGUUACGACUGGACUUGAAAAUACUAUUCUAGAAAAUGGUGAUUACGAAGCUAAAUUUAAGGAAGACGGUUUAGAUUGUCCGAAUGCUGAUUUAAAUAAUCGGAUAAUUACUAUCAAUUGGAAUGAGUAUAGCUAUCAUGCUAUCGAUUACGCUUGCAAGGUUAUCAAAAAAGCAGCUACUAAUAUAGCUCAAAUCUCUCUAAAGCUUGAAGACCCGAAGCGAGACACCAAGGCAAAGAUUUGCUUCUUGUUGAGAUCAAAUUCCAACAAGCCCAACCCAUCAAAGCGGUCUGAUUCAGAAAAGCUGCCUGUUCUACCCACUAAAGAUGAUUCAGCAUUAUCAGAUGGUAAUUUUGUAAUAGCGUAA